GGUGUGUUGGUGGAUUGACCAUAACUAUACAAUCCAUGUCACGAGCAGUCCACAUCCUUUUGUCACUGCAACAGCCGCCAUUCAUUCCAUCAAGAUGUUCAUUCACACCAUCCAGACCACGCCCGCCACACCCACUGAGCUAUACAACAAAGUGACCAUCCAACCCUCUCACUGCCCUCUGCCUCUAUCUCUGUCUCUUAUGUACAUGCACACACACGAGGAACGCAGUCUCCACUCAGUGUGUUUGCCAUGUCAGCCGUGGCUUCGCCAGGCACCCCCCCACCACACCCACCCAAUCUUCUCGCUCAGGUGAUGGGCAGUUUCUUGGCCUUGCAGUACGCCUUGUAAUCGGCCUCCGUGAGUACAUACCCCCAGUGUUGCAGCGUCUGCAUCACCACACCACACACAGUCGUCUCUCAGCCAGGAUCUCAAGGCCAACACACACACAUAUGCUCACCCACCUGUCGGAUGACGGGUGACACCUGGACGUCGUCGUAUCGGGUGCCGCGCCGGUUGAUCUGCCCACACAGCUGAGAACGGAAGCGACCGGUGGGACCCAUCACGCCUGAACAGACAGAAGAGCGGCAGCAAGGAGGAUGAGGACGUGUGUGUGUGUGUGUGUGUGUGGAGACAACGUAUGUGUGGACGUGUGCGCGUAUCCUGCCAGCUCCUCAGGGUCUGUGUGUGUCAGGACCUUUGAAUCGGCUGAUCUGCCGUUUGUCGUCCGAAGAUCGCCUCCCGAGGUAAAACCGGCAGUACCUGAUAGCGGACACACACAGAGUGUAGCAUGGCAAUGAAGGGUGUGUCCCGUGUGUAGUCUGUGUCCGUCCGCCUACCACUGGAACGCGCCGUAAGGGUCCUGCUUCUUGAUCCAGCCACUACUCUCCCACUGGUCGAGGCUCUGGCCGCUGCAAUGCACCACACCAUCGUGACAGACACGUCCGUCAUUCCUGACCCUUUCCCUCUCUGCCUGAUAAAUACAUGCAUCCCCCCACUCACCAUUUGACGUCGUACUUGUUCACCUCUUCGCGGUAGGUUUGACUGGUCAGCAUCCGGCCUCUGUUCAUGCCCUCAAACCACUCCUGAGGGAACUGCAAAGGGCAUGCAGGUGUCAACAAGAGAAAGGUAUCAACCAGCAAUCACCAUCCACCAUCCGUGUGUGUCCUCUUCCUCACCUCGGCCAGCACUUGCUUGGGGUCAUAGGUUUUGCCCGUCACGCUGGAGUAAAUCGAACGGAAAUACGUACCACCUGAUGUGGACACACCGACGCCACACAUACCGCAUCACACUCAUACAUACCAUACACCAGUUCACUCAUCUGUAUGCUCUGACCGAAUGAGCCGCGCUGCAGCACUUCCGCUGGGGUGAGGUUGGGCUUGAAGUCCGGGUAGUCCUCGAACACUAGCGUGCCGUCGGGACGCCGCUUCGGUACCGGGGCACGCUCCGCAUAGAUCUCUGAUGAGCCGCAAUAACAGGAAACGGAUCCCCGUUGCAUGCAUCGCACAUUCCCCACGCACCUGUGUCGAGUUUGACGCCACGAUCCAUAUGCGAUGCAGCAGCAGCAGGAGCAGGAGCAGGAGCGGCCUUCUUCACUCUCGUCUCCUUUUUCUGGAUUGUCUUCGUGACCUUCCCGGCCUCCUGCUGCUUGGCCUUGGGCUUCGGCUUGGCAGCGGCGCCCUUGACCAUGAAGACGUGUUGACGGAUGCAAAACGCCGUCUGGCAGCCUCCAGGCCUCACGCUACAGGGCAGGCUGGUCGACAGAAGGAAACUCCGGUGGACGCAAAGCAGCAACAGAGACCACCUAUUCAUCCAUCUAUCAAC
This is a messenger RNA of Vitrella brassicaformis, 1821 nucleotides long. The record is from the annotation of a GenBank genome assembly. NCBI's taxonomy places the organism in Eukaryota, Vitrellaceae.